This is a messenger RNA of Poecilia latipinna (sailfin molly), 2379 nucleotides long. It is a transcript of the gene ino80e, whose product is annotated as INO80 complex subunit E. NCBI's taxonomy places the organism in Eukaryota, Metazoa, Chordata, Actinopteri, Cyprinodontiformes, Poeciliidae. Gene Ontology annotation, biological process: chromatin remodeling. Gene Ontology annotation, cellular component: Ino80 complex; nucleus. The coding region runs from base 51 to 821 and encodes 256 amino acids. The record is from RefSeq and is a predicted model, not a curated record. The transcript is spliced from 8 exons.
CUAACCUGCGGGGGGCAGCAUUGAGCUGUGAUGUCUCUACAUAACCGGAAAUGCUGUGGAGCAAGACGCAUGUAAACAAGAGGAUGUCGCAGAGACCGACCCAAGCUAGAGAAAUGAACGGUCAGACAGACGUAGAGGUCGACUACAAGCGGAAGUACAAAAAUCUCAAAAGAAAAUUAAAAUUCCUUGUUUAUGAACAGGAAUGUUUUCAGGAGGAGUUGAGAAGAGCACAAAGAAAACUUCUGAAGGUUUCCCGAGACAAAAGCUUCCUUCUAGACAGAUUGCUCCAAUAUGAGAGGGUUGAUGAAGACUCCUCUGAUUCAGAUGCAACCGUUUCUUCAGAAAACAGUGAAGGGGAAGGACUAAGAGAGAGGGAAAGAGAAAUUGCAAAGAAGCGGAAAAGCAGCCCUGGAGCCUGCCUUUCCUCCUCUUCGUCAUCGCCUCAUCUCUCUCUGCUGUCCCGUCCUGGAGUAAACCCCCUGCAGUCGUCCAGCACCGGAUCGUACCUCAACGCUAUGCCCUUCCCACCAGAGUAUUUGGCACCACCAGCUGAGCGAAUGAAGAAAGAGAGAAAAACAAAGACGCCAAAAAACAAGCGAGAGGCCACAGGGAAGGUUGUUGGUCCGAUGGCGGCUAACUACACGUCAGCCUCUGGUGCCCCUCAAACAGCCAGCGGCCCCUUCAGCUGGGUUCCCAAACAAAUGCUCAGCGGAGAUGCGGCUGACGAGGAAGGUGAGAGCGAUGGGGACAGCGACAGAGGAGACGAGGACAGAGGGGAGGGAGACGAGGCCGAGCUCGUCAUUGACAUCCCCAAUGAGUGAAAGCGACUGGGAGAUGUAUCUAACGGCAGGAUGGAGGAGGGGGGGCCUGCUUCUGUUUGUGUAAGGGGUAAAAGAGAGGACUUGAAUGGUUGUCCUGAAAGGAAAGCUCCCCUUGGUGGAGAUAAGAUUCAUUGCAGGCAAAAUAAAACUGCAGAAAUGAGUGUUGUUGAAGUAAUAAAACAGUGAAACAGUGAUAGUUUCUUAAAUUCAGUCUUUGUUGUAUAGGUGCACUGAUUAUGUUUUCCUGACCAGAACAGAUUUCUUUUUGCGUCUUAAUCUGCCAAUUUUCAAUGUAAAAUAUUUUUUCUUCUCCCAAUAAUUAAAUGUGAAAAACAUUGACCAUUAAAAAAGAUGCAUUAUCUGUUUUUCUGAACAGCAACAGAUAUUUUGCCCUAAGCAGAGAUUUUGCAUUUCAACUUCCAAAAUAGGAUUAACCGGGAAGCUUCUACUCUGUUGUGACAUGUUGGUACCUAAAACCUGCACAGCAUUAAAGAGCUAACGGUGGUUCUGUGGAAGUAUUAUGGAUAAUAUUUAUUUCCCUUUCCUGUAGUAGUUGUAUCUUUGUUGUAUCUUUAUGAGCUAGAAGACAUUAUAAAUGAAUCUUUGGUGGAAGCUAACGGCUCGUCUGAGUCAAUCUGAACAUUUUUACAUCAGUUUGAUACAGCCAGCUUUUUUCCCACAACGAAGCAGAAAUGUUCAACUUCACAAAAUGGCACCAACUUUACAUAGUCUGUUGUAAAAUUGUAAACUGUUUAUAACGGCUAAAACUAUUCUUUGCCAUUGAUAUGAACAUGUUCAGUUUGAGCUUAGCUGUCAUUGCUAGCUAAAAUGGGCAGCUUAGAUCUGACUAGCUGUUAGCAUUAGCUGUUAGCUUCUAGUUCCCCAAAAAUGUAUUUUUACUUCUAACAAGCUCACAAUGAUAUGACAGCUUUGUUGUAAUGAAAGUAUUAGUUAACUUCACAGUACCUCAUUUUUUUUAAUUCUUUUAAUUUUUUUUAUUUAAUUUUAUUAGAAAUUGAAUUCAUGUACUUUUUUUUAAAAUUAAAAUAACCCAAAGACUGAUGGUGCCCUGAAGAUGUAAAUCACCAGACCAGUUGUUAUUGUAGAUUAUAAAUGCUCGACUGGUGGAAGAGUUGCAUAACUACUGGUCAUGUUGGGAGCUUUCUGCACCAAAAUGCCCUUUUCCUCCUGCCCAAUGCAGGACAUUUGACCUGCUGAUCAUCAGACAGAGCUGUCCAAGGAAAAACUCUGAUUUCAAUCACUGACUGCUUGAUUGGUGCAUCGAUGUCUAUUUAGCCAACUUGAUCAAUCCUGCGGCUGAUUCUAUGCUUCCUCUGGAUAGCCAGUGAAUUCAUCCUUAUUUGUUCUUCAGAUAUUUGUUUUUGCUUUGCUUAAAUCAGCCACCAUCUCAGAGUUCAUCGUUUGUAACCUUAGAGUUAUAAAUGUCUAUUUGUUACAGUUCUGGUAUGUUUAAUCUGUGCCAGGUAUCAGUUAUUGUCUUUAAGAAUGUCAAAAUAACCUUUUUUAAAUACAUAAACACUUCGUUUUUGCACUUGUA